This is a messenger RNA of Sesamum indicum (sesame), 1887 nucleotides long. RefSeq names its product BTB and TAZ domain protein 4 (gene BT4). The record is from RefSeq and is a predicted model, not a curated record. Lineage: Eukaryota; Viridiplantae; Streptophyta; Magnoliopsida; Lamiales; Pedaliaceae. Gene Ontology annotation, molecular function: protein binding.
CCCCCCCUCUCCCCCCCUCCCCCCUCCCUGUCUCUCUCUUGCCUGCACAAGAGAAGAGCCAAUCAUCCCAUUGUUACAAGAACAUCAUCGUGAAUUGUAACAUUUUGGGGAUUGCUGUGGGAUUGGCUGCUCCGGAAAAACGUUGUCGUUCAUAGGACGCUCUGUUUGAUACCUAACAUUGCGAGGGAGGCCAUCAGACCAACAGGAUUUAGGAUUUCAGAAUCAACCCAACUCCAGUUUCUCUCCACUUUUCUGCCCUGUUUUUGAUUUUGAAAUGCAGAAUUUGCCUGCACACAAAAUGGAUAGCAGAAAUAAGAAAUCUCCCUCGACUUUACCGCUUCCACCUCCAUUGUCUCCUGAUUUCAUAACCAGGUUUCAUCAGAAAGGCUUGAAGAUGACCGGAUCAAAUAUCAGACUGUGCUGUAUCCCUAAUGUCACAAAUACUUCGUGGGACCGUCUUUUCGAUGAAGGUUACAGAGCAGAUAUUUCCAUUUUAACGGAUGACGGUGGUGUAAUCUACGCGCACGCAAGUAUUCUUGGUGUUGCGUCUCCCGUGUUCAAGGCUAUGCUCAAGAGAAAAAAGGGCCGAGGCCAGAAACGAACAAUCUCCAUUCGUGGAGCUCCGGCUGAGGCAGUUCGUGUUUUUGUCCGAUUCUUGUACUCUUCCUGCUAUGCAGAUGAAAAGAUGAAGGAAUUUGCAUUGGCUUUAUUGGUGCUUUCACACGCAUACGCUGUUCCUCAGCUAAAACGACUAUGUGAGUGUUGGCUUGAGCACAGGUUGAUGACGACAGAGAACGUAAUUGAUAUAUUUCAGCUUGCUUUGUUGUGUGAUGCUCCUCGGCUCAGCCUCAUUUGCCAUCGCUUCAUCCUGGCAAACCUCAAGGCCGUUUGCGCCUCAGAGGCAUGGAAAGACAUGAGAGACAGCCACCCCGUCCUUGAAAGGGAAAUUCUCGAGUCCGUGAUUCAUGAAGAUGCUAAACAAAAGGAGAAGAUGAGGAAGAUGAACGAGAACAAAGUCUACAUACAGCUGUACGAGGCAAUGGAAGCUCUCGUUCACAUAUGCAGAGACGGUUGUCGAACUAUUGGCCCCCAUGACAAGGUCUUGAGAGACGAUCAGGCUCCUUGUCAAUACGCAGCCUGUAAGGGGCUGGAAGCACUCAUUCGCCACUUUGCUGGAUGUAAGCUGAGAGGUCCCGGAGGCUGCAUCCACUGCAAGAGAAUGUGGCAAAUCUUGGAACUGCACUCCCGGCUUUGUGCACAUUCAGAUGAUUGCAGAGUCCCUUUAUGCAGGAACUUUAGGCAGAAGAGGAGGAAGCAAAGCAAGAAAGAGGACAUUAGAUGGAGAAUUCUGGUGAAGAAAAUAGUGAGAUCAAAGAGCAUAACUGGAGGCCCAUACUUUUCACUGGAAUCAGCAUAAUGCAAACGCUGCUUUCUGAUUGUAGGAGAGAAUACAUUAUACAUCGUAUUCCUUUAUAUUUACUAGUUUGUUAGUACAUUAGUAGCUAGAAAGACACAGCAGAAAGAUGAUUCUUUUCUCUCUCUCUCUCUCUCUCUUUUUUUCUUUUUUUUUUUUUUUUAUAUAUAUAUAAAUUUGAUUGUAUUUAUAUAUUUUUUUUUUGUUCUGUUCUUACAAUGGUCCACAAGAGACAUAACGAGGCCUUUGCCUCUCUAAUUCCUAAAGAUUUUGUUAAGGUACUUAGUUUAGAGCAAGUCUUUUGGGGAUCACAGGCGAAAUUCGGAUCUAGAAAUGGCAAGAGAUCCAAGUCACAACCGGUAAAUCGGUUUCGUGUCGGGUUCGGGUUUAUGUACAUAAUAUUCUUUUUUUCUUUUUAAUAUCAGAAUAUAAUAGUUAUAGUAUAUUAUUUUGUAUCUAGGUGGGUUCGGGUU